Messenger RNA from Lipotes vexillifer (Yangtze River dolphin), 2301 nucleotides. It is a transcript of the gene ZER1, whose product is annotated as zyg-11 related cell cycle regulator. Gene Ontology annotation, cellular component: Cul2-RING ubiquitin ligase complex. Gene Ontology annotation, molecular function: protein binding. The transcript has 15 exons. Lineage: Eukaryota; Metazoa; Chordata; Mammalia; Artiodactyla; Lipotidae. The record is from RefSeq and is a predicted model, not a curated record. Bases 1 to 2301 code for a protein of 766 amino acids.
AUGGCGUCAGACACCCCUGAGUCCCUGAUGGCCCUCUGCACUGACUUCUGCCUGCGCAACCUGGAUAGCACCUUGGGCUACCUGCUGGACAAGGAGACUCUGCGGCUCCAUCCAGACAUCUUCCUGCCCAGCGAGAUCUGUGACCGGCUCGUCAAUGAGUAUGUGGAGCUGGUCAAUGCCGCCUGCAACUUUGAGCCGCAGGAGAGUUUCUUCAGCCUCUUCUCGGACCCCCGCAGCACCCGCCUCACCCGAAUCCACCUCCGCGAGGACCUGGUGCAGGACCAGGACCUGGAAGCCAUUCGCAAGCAGGACCUGGUGGAGCUGUACCUGACCAACUGCGAGAAGCUGUCCGCCAAGAGCCUGCAGACGCUGAGGAGCUUCAGCCGCACGCUGGUGUCCCUGAGCCUGUUCGGCUGCGCGAACAUCUUCUACGAGGAGGAGAACCCGGGGGGCUGUGAAGACGCGUGCCUCGUCAACCCCACCUGUCAGGUGCUGGUCAAGGACUUCAGCUUCGAGGGCUUUAGCCGCCUGCGCUUCCUCAACCUGGGCCGCAUGAUCGAUGGGGUCCCCGUGGAGGCCCUGCUGCGGCCGCUCAACUCGCUGGCCGCCUUGGACCUCUCGGGCAUCCAGACGAGCGACGCGGCCUUCCUAACCCAGUGGAAAGACAGCCUGGUGUCCCUUGUGCUCUACAACAUGGACCUGUCGGACGACCACAUCCGUGUCAUUGUCCAGUUGCACAAACUGCGACACCUGGACAUCUCCCGAGACCGCCUCUCCAGCUACUACAAGUUCAAGCUGACUCGCAAGGUGCUGAGCCUCUUUGUGCAGAAGCUGGGGAACCUGAUGUCCCUGGACAUCUCUGGCCACAUGAUCCUGGAGAACUGCAGCAUCUCUAAGAUGGAUGAGGAUGCAGGACAGACCAGCAUCGAGCCUUCCAAGAGCAGCAUCAUGCCGUUCCGGGCUCUGAAGAGGCCGCUGCAGUUCCUUGGGCUCUUCGAGACCUCCCUGUGCCGCCUCACGCACAUUCCGGCCUACAAAGUGAGUGGUGACAAAAAUGAGGAACAGGUGCUGAAUGCCAUUGAGGCCUACACGGAGCACAGGCCGGAGAUCACCUCACGGGCCAUCAACCUGCUUUUCGACAUCGCACGCAUUGAACGCUGCAACCAGCUUCUGCGGGCCCUGAAGCUGGUCAUCAUGGCCCUCAAGUGCCACAAGUAUGACAAGAACAUUCAAGUGACAGGCAGCGCUGCCCUCUUCUACCUGACCAAUUCCGAGUAUCGCUCAGAGCAGAGCAUCAAGCUGCGCCGGCAGGUCAUCCAGGUGGUGCUGAAUGGCAUGGAAUCCUACCAGGAGGUGACGGUCCAGCGGAACUGCUGCCUGACCCUCUGCAACUUCAGCAUCCCUGAGGAGCUGGAGUUCCAGUACCGCCGAGUCAACGAGCUCCUGCUCAGCAUCCUCAACCCCACGCGGCAGGACGAGUCGAUCCAGCGCAUCGCCGUGCACCUGUGCAACGCCCUGGUCUGCCAGGUGGACAACGACCACAAGGAGGCCGUGGGCAAGAUGGGCUUUGUUGUGACUAUGCUGAAGCUGAUUCAGAAGAAGCUGCUGGAUAAGAUAUGUGACCAGGUGAUGGAGUUCUCCUGGAGUGCCCUGUGGAACAUCACGGACGAGACUCCCGACAACUGCGAGAUGUUCCUUAACUUCAACGGCAUGAAGCUCUUCCUGGACUGCCUGAAGGAGUUCCCAGAGAAGCAGGAGCUGCAUCGGAAUAUGCUAGGACUCUUGGGGAAUGUGGCAGAGGUGAAGGAGCUACGGCCCCAGCUAAUGACUUCCCAAUUCAUCAGUGUCUUCAGCAACCUGCUGGAGAGCAAGGCCGAUGGGAUUGAGGUUUCCUACAAUGCCUGUGGCGUCCUCUCCCACAUCAUGUUUGAUGGCCCUGAGGCCUGGGGCAUCUGUGAACCCCAGCGGGAGGAGGUAGAGGAGCGCAUGUGGGCCGCCAUCCAGAGCUGGGACAUCAACUCACGGAGAAAUAUCAAUUACAGGUCAUUUGAGCCAAUUCUUCGCCUCCUUCCCCAGGGCAUCUCACCUGUCAGCCAGCAUUGGGCCACCUGGGCCCUGUACAACCUGGUGUCUGUCUACCCGGACAAGUACUGCCCCCUGCUGAUCAAAGAAGGUGGGAUGCCCCUCCUGAGGGACAUGAUCAAGAUGGCAACUGCGCGGCAGGAGACCAAGGAAAUGGCCCGCAAGGUGAUUGAGCACUGCAGUAACUUUAAAGAGGAGAACAUGGACACGUCCAGAUAG